This is a messenger RNA of Diachasmimorpha longicaudata, 2676 nucleotides long. RefSeq lists its product as uncharacterized. The transcript is spliced from 3 exons. The record is from RefSeq and is a predicted model, not a curated record. NCBI's taxonomy places the organism in Eukaryota, Metazoa, Arthropoda, Insecta, Hymenoptera, Braconidae. The coding region runs from base 317 to 1801 and encodes 494 amino acids.
UGCUGUUGGUCUUACAACCGGUGACUCAAUAACUUGGGAAUAAAAUCGAAUAUUGAUAAUAAAAAAAACCAGCGAAACCCAGUGUUUAAUUGUCAAAGCCUAGCUUUUUUAUCCACUUGUACUUUCAAAAACAAAAUAUUCUACAACCUCGGAGUGAUGUGGCUUUUGUCUUCAAGUGGCUCACCUUGUCGAUGAUGUAAUAAGGAUACGUUUGUACACCUAUGCUUGACAAUUGUGGUUGAGAUUUAAUAGAUAAAACGUUAUGAAGUGCAUUUGGCAAGUGGAAAUCGUCAUCAGAUAAAUAAAAUAAUUACCGAUGCAGCUUGCAGCCAGUCACAGACCGCAUCCACCCCCUCCUGUGCCUCCUCGACCAAGCAGACAAGUGGUUGCAGAAGCCCUAAAGUCCACUCCAAGGCCACCCUGUCCCACCCGGCAAGCACCACCUCCACCCAAUACAAAACCUUGGAGACCGGGUGACAAACUAUGCACUCCUGCAUCAGCUGGUCGUACAGUUAUUUACCAAUCGUCCAAAAUAACAGGCGAUCAGGUAACAAAGUGCAGUCAGCGCUCAAGUGAUCUGGAGAAAAGGCAGGAAUGUCGUAGCAGCAGUGAAAGGAAUGAAAAUUAUCGGAGGAAUGAAAGGCAACGCCAACAACAACAACAACAACCAACUGAACUGAUUGUAAAUAGCAAUGAUAAUGUUACCGAGUUUUUGAACAAGACAGAAUUCCAGAGGAAUAGUUUAGACAUUGUUGUUACAAGCCAGAAGGAUGUGACAAAUGCCUCAGAACUAGUCAGAGCCCAAGGUACUGAAAUUAUUCACACGGAGGGCAAUGACAGGCAGGUGUGUGAAGUUGUUGAUAGAAUUGGCCAGAUAGACAAUGUUAAGGAAGUAUUGGAUGAAGGGGACGCAUUUGCUAAGACAAAAAUACAAGUUAUGAAUGAUGCUGAUGAUUGUGCCAAUGUAAUUAUCAGUCAUGAUGAAUUAGAACACUCAUUAUUACCGAUUGGAAGCAUCACCUCUCAAGAUUGUGCUACCGUUGUGGUGAUCGAGAAACAUGAGGACAAUAAAAUCACUAUUAGUGAAGAUAAUAAAGACAAUAUACAGCAUCAGGAUUGGCUAGAGGCUGGUGUCCGUUAUUCCUCUACGAAAAUAACACUGCUGGCUGAUGAUACGAUCAAUGAUCGUAUAGAUGAAUGUAUUAUUGAGGGGGACAAACACAUAGAUGACAGUGAAACCCAGGAGAGGAUGAAAUUUCACCUCGAUUUUUCUAGCAUACGUGAGAGAAUAGCCAUGUCUUCACUGCAGGGUUUACCCCCAUUACCAAGGAGUCUCAGUGGUUUCAAUUUGAGUGAGCUGAGGAGAGACAAUGAGCCACCACUGCCGCCAACGAGAUCAUCGAGUAAAACCUCGAAAGGUAGCAAAACACCACAGCAAUCAGGUUCCAGACCAUCGCCACCCAAUAGACAACUCACAACUCUUGACACUCAACUUGCUAUACUCAGAAAGGAAAUGUUUGGAUUACGUCAGCUAGAUUUAUCCCUUUUAUCGCAAUUGUGGUCCCUGAACGAAUCAAUCCAGGAAUUUCGUCAACUUCUGCAAGAGCAGGAAGAUCGUGCACCUUCGUCGUCACCGAGCAGUGAGGACGGAGAAGACGGUGGAUAUCAUAGACACCCUCCUCCACCUCCGAGAAGAGCGGCGCCUCUUCUUCAUCACCACAGACCACCUAGGCCACCGAGGCCACUCAGACCACCGCCCAGUGAUGAAUCACCCUCUAGCGAAGAAUAUGGAGAUGUUUGACGUACUUGAAUGCCAUUCCAAGGACGUGAGGCAGUUUUUUUUCACAUUUGUUAAUAUCGAAUGUUUAUAUAUUGAAAUUAUGUAUUUCCUUCCUCUCGAAUCCGUGUCACCGCUGCCUGAAUGCCUUUUUUAUUACCCUUCUGUCUGAUAUGCAAAUAUCUCUUGACUUUGUUCUAUUUAUACCGAUAAAUAUAUUUAUAAUUAUUGCCAACCGUGAGAAUCAUUGAUACGUUGUCUUUUUGGGCAACAUUUUUCUUAUUGUAAAUUUAAGGUCAAUCCAAUGCCUUGAAUUUAAAAAGUCAAGAAUAUCUUAAUAUGGAGCGUAUAUCAAGUUUCACGACAAGUAUGUCAAUAGAGAUCAAUAAUUAGCCGGCUUAUAAUCAAUAAUGACCUUGUCUUAGAUAAAAUGAUAAUUAAAGUGGUUCUAUCAAAAGAAAUGCUAUGUCAGGCGCAAGGGUAAAUAUUGUUAAGUAAUCAAACCGUGUUGGGCAAUUUGCAAACACUGAUCUCAUUCCGUCGCUAGGAAAUAUCCAAAAUUAUUAAUAAAUUUUGAAAAUUCCUUACACGUUUGUUCUAAGAAAAUACACAAGGGAACGGAGUUCGGAUCAACAAAAUACGGAAAAAGUAUUCCUCCCUGUACUAAUAUAUUAUUUAUAGUCUUCUGGAUUUUAUUGUUUAUAUGAUGUGAAACCUGUUAUAAAUGCAUUGGAUACGUGUGAUUUUUUUAUGAUAUGGUGUAUGAUAGAUUGAUUAAAUUGUAAAAUCUAUGGCGAUAGUUCUCGUCUGUAUAUUUUAUAUUUAAAGAGAGUCAUUAUCGAUAUGAAUGAUAAUGAAAUUUCAAUAAAGAGAAUUUUUUUAACUACAAACAAUAUAAA